This is a messenger RNA of Castor canadensis (American beaver), 3825 nucleotides long. It is a transcript of the gene Taf1c, whose product is annotated as TATA-box binding protein associated factor, RNA polymerase I subunit C. Gene Ontology annotation, molecular function: RNA polymerase I core promoter sequence-specific DNA binding; protein binding. Gene Ontology annotation, cellular component: fibrillar center. Gene Ontology annotation, biological process: transcription by RNA polymerase I. The record is from RefSeq and is a predicted model, not a curated record. NCBI's taxonomy places the organism in Eukaryota, Metazoa, Chordata, Mammalia, Rodentia, Castoridae.
CAGUGAAGGCUGUGGUUGCUGCUCCUUUGUGAGCGCUCAAGCCGGUGUUCCGCUUUCUGGCCCCUUCGUGGCACGUAGGUCAGGCGACACUCUCCCGGAGGGCCAUUUCGGCGACAGGCGGGCCGCGAUGGACUUCCCGAGCUCCCUCCGCCCUGCAUUGUUCAUGACUGGUCCCCUUGGCAUGAGCAGUGUCCCCGACUUGUCCUUUAUGUGCAGCUGGAGAGAUGUCCUGACCUUGCCAGAGUCUCAGCCCCAUAACUCCAAGGAUGGGGCUCUGCAGUUGGUGAAGGAUCUGUUAUGGGAGCCAGCAACUCCAGGACCCCUACCCCUGCUGCCUCCUGGUCCUGAUCCCUGGGACCCUGGCGUGACUGCCCGGGAUGUCCUUUUCCGAGGAGCUUACCACUACCGGAAGCAGCCCCAAGUUGUGCUGGAUGUUACUGAACAGCUCAGUAGGUUCCUGUGGGAUCAUGGGGACAUAGCCUUUGCACCGCUAGGAAAGCUGAUGCUGGAGAAUUUCAAACUGGAGGGACGCCGGAGCCACUCUAAGAAGAUGACAGUAGUCAGUGUGAAGAGACUGCUACAGGACCUCGGUGGACAUCAGCCCUGGGGGUGUCCCUGGGCUUACCUCAGCCACCGGCAGCGCCGCUUCUCCCUCCUCGGGGGCCCAGUCCUGAGCAGGGCUGUGUCAAGCCUCCUGGGGCAGCUGCUGCAUGAGGAACUGGCCCUGCGGUGGGAGCAGCUGCUGCUGGACGAGGCCUUCACUGGAGGCGCCUUGGCCUGGAUUCCUGGCCGAACUGCAGAGGCCGGGCAGCUGGUCUUCCCUGCUGGAGGUGCUCUGGACAGGCUACAGUUCCAGGAGGUUAGUCUGACCUCAGGUGGCAACCCCCAGGUCCUAGGGGAUCCUGGAUGCAUCCAGCUCCGUGGACCUGUCCGGCAAGUGGUAACCUCCACCAUCCAGGGAGAAACGCUGCUGGCUGUCCGCUCUGACUACCACUGUGCUGUGUGGAAGGUUGGCAAGCAGGGGUGCCCAGCCCUUCUUCAGGUGCUACAGGUCAGGAAGGGCGCCACCGGGAUUAGUCUCAGCCCUCACCUUCCCGGGGAGCUGGCCAUCUGCAGCCGCUCUGGAGCCGUGUGUCUGUGGACCCCCCAGGAUGGACUGCAGCAAGUCUACAAGGACCCUGAUACCCUUGUGUUCCGGGACCCUUCUCCCUGGCGCUGGGCAGACUUUACUGCCCACCCUCGGGUGCUGACUGUGGGUGACCGCACUGGCGUGAAGAUGAUCGACACUCAGGGCCCCCCAGGCUGUGGGCUGCUGCUUUUCCGUGGAGGAGCAGAGGCGUCCUGUCAGAAAGGGGAACGUGUGCUGCUUGCUCAGUACCUAGGCCAUUCGGGUUCUGGAUCUUUCUCUCCCACUGUGCACCUCAUCUGUACUCAGUUCUCUCUCUACCUGAUGGAUGAGCGCCUCCCCCUAGUGCCAAUGCUGAAGUGGGACCAUGGCCUGCCCUCUGCUCCCCUGCUGGCCUGCCUGCUGCCUCCUGCUGGACCCAGCUGCCCACAGCCCCUGCUUCUCGGGGCCCAGGGCGGGCAGCUGCAGCUCCUGCACAUCACAGGAGACGGGGCCUCCAUGACCCGGCUGGCAGGGCCCCCCCAGUCUCUGCCCUCCAGCACUGACUCCCUGUCUGCCUUUCCCCUGUUGGAGCCCAAGAGCCAGCGGCAACUGCAAGAGCGUCUGGAAGCCCCAACCAUAGGUCUGGCUGCUGCCAUCCCACCCUGUGCCUCUGUGCCGGGCCUGUCACUCUUCCAGCUCUCAGCAGCUGGGGAUGUCUUCUAUCAGCACCUCUGCCUCCAUGCAGCCUCAAGCCUUGGAGGAGAUGCAGAAUCGCCGGGUGACCCCAGGCCUGAGUGCCUUCCCCCCAGUGCAACAGUGUGCCCCUUGGACCAGUCACCCACACCCUACUGGACCCCCCAGGCCACUGCCCACUGCAGUCGCUGGCUGGAGGCCCUGCUACAGGUACCUCCUGUGUCCCCCACAUGGGCUGCACCCACCUUCUCCCACCGCCAGCUGCUGAGACGCCUGGAGCUGCAGCAGAGCAAUGGGAGAGUGGUACAGUCUCUCCGGACAGCCAUGGCUGAAGGGCAGCUCCUGCAGCGCAGGGACCUCAGCUCGCUCCCGGCAGCAGAGCCGCCCCCUGCACCAGAGUCGGACCUGCAGGAUGAGCUCAGUGAGCGUUUGGGGGAAGCCUGGGAAGGCCGAGGGGCUGCUUGGUGGGAGAGACAGCAGGGCAGAAACUCGGGACCUGGCAAACAGGCCAAGCGACCCAAGCGCCGGACUCAGCUAUCCAGUACCUUCUCCUCGCUCACGAGCUGCUUGGAUCUACCAGAAACCAACAGCAGCCCUCGCCACCCAGACCAGACCCCAUCAGAGGCCGGGACACAGGGUGUCCAGCCAGAGAGCCAGCAGACCCUUUGGGACUACAUGGCCAAGCUGCCACUUCAGGACACCCCAAGGUGUGCCAUCAUGUCCCCCUCCCAGGCCUCCAGCAUCCAGGCCACUCCCUCCUUGCAGCAGACACCCGUCCUCUCUGGCUGCAAACCCCUCCGGAAGAAGCCACGCAUGGGCUUCUGAGGGCAUGGGGAAGGUGCCUCCAGGGUACAGAGCUUCUACCUCUUGUGACCGUGGGAGAUCUAGAAGUGGUUUAGAGCGAAGUCCAAGAAAUGGGUGAUAGGACAGUCUGAGCUUUGUACAGGGCCUGCAGAUGGUUCCAGAACAAGAAGCCCAGUGAAGGUUCUGUGUUGAGAGCUGGUGUUACCAGGAUUCCCUGUAGGCCACGGGGCGGGCCAUGCUAGUGCCCCCAAUGUUUGAUAGGGGUGGGAUGAGCCCCUGGCAGUGCCUCACAAGUAACUGCCCAGUGCAGGACAGCAGUCACUGACACGGGUAUGUUGUGUUGGGUACAGUCUGCUUGGGUCCUACUGUGCUUAAGACGCUCCAGGCUCUACUAAGUAAACCUGUCCUCUGAGGGUUAGCCUCCCAUCCCCCCCCCAGCUCUCCAGGUCCAUGCACACAGCUCCACUCCAUCCAUCAUGGAGAAUCCCACUUGGGGUUGUACAGGUGACAGGUUGAUGCGUGGAUAUUAAAAUGUUUAUUUUACUAAAAUUUAUGCUGUAAGUAAACAUGGGAAAGUGAUGUGGUCCCAAACAUGGAAGACUGAGGGGUGCAAAGGUACAUGGGCUACCCAUGCACCUAUCACAAUGAAGGCCCCAGAGCAGUGGCCCUCUGGGAGGAAGGGGCGACCUGCGUCCUCUGCCUGCCACUGCUAGUCUGAUGGUGGAGGGGCUUUGGGUUUAGUCCAAGCCAAAUUCGAUGUCCUCUUGACCUGCCCUGGUGCUGGGCUCUUCAGACCGCACUUCCUUCUCUUCAGUUCUGACUCCUAAAGAGAAGAGAAGACCACUCAGGGAUCCCCAAGGCAGUCAGCCCUGGUUCCUGCCUGCAGAUCUGAGAUCGGCCUCACAGUUGUCAGGAGAACCCCUUGUGCCGGGUGAGGGUAAGGAACCACAGAGGCCCAGCAGCCCCAGUUUGGACAGCCAUUCAAAGGCAGCCUUCUCUUCACAAGCUGCUGGUGGAUACCAGCAGCCAGUGCCAGGUGUGGCUUUGAGGCUGUCUUUGAUCAUCAGGCAGGUAACUGAGCCUCUGGUCCUCACUGUGGUACCACACCCAGGUGUCCAGGCCAUAGAGUCCACAGUGCCUUCCUGCUAUCGGAAGCUUUGGUAUGGGAAAGUUGAGGAUGGGCUGGUGGUGACAGAGUGAAAAUGGAGUUCUAUAGCACC